This is a messenger RNA of Impatiens glandulifera, 390 nucleotides long. Its product is annotated as abscisic stress-ripening protein 2-like. The transcript has 2 exons. The coding region runs from base 1 to 315 and encodes 104 amino acids. The record is from RefSeq and is a predicted model, not a curated record. NCBI's taxonomy places the organism in Eukaryota, Viridiplantae, Streptophyta, Magnoliopsida, Ericales, Balsaminaceae.
AUGGAAGAAGAGAAAAAGCAGCACCACGGGCUCUUUUCUCACCACAAGGAUGAGUCGGGAGAGAAGGAAGAGAAGCAUCAUAAGCAUAUGGAACACCUCGGAGAAUUUGGGGCUGCCACCGCCGGAGCAAUUGCAUUGCAUGAGAAGCACGAGGCUAAGAAGGAUCCGGAGCACAGUCACAGGCACAAGAUAGAGGAAGAGAUUGCAGCGGCGGCGGCGGUUGGAUCGGCCGGAUACAGCAGACACGAGCACCACGACAUCAAGGAGGCAGAGAAACAUCAAGAUCAUGACAAGAAGAAUCACCACCACUUCUGAUCACAAUCAUCAUCACUUUACUUCUUCUUCUUCUUCUAUAAAUCAUAUAUUAAUCUCCCUCACCCUCCUUCCCUC